Messenger RNA from Acanthosepion pharaonis, 858 nucleotides. The record is from the annotation of a GenBank genome assembly. NCBI's taxonomy places the organism in Eukaryota, Metazoa, Mollusca, Cephalopoda, Sepiida, Sepiidae.
AUGCUCUGCCCCACCCCAAAGGUCAGGGACCAGUUCUAUGAGGCAUUGGAUGAGACAAUAUUCAGGAACCCCAAAACUGAAGGAUUAUACCUACUAGGAGACUUCAAUACUAGAGUGGGAGCUUACUGUGACACUUGUCCCUCCUGCCUCGGUUGUCAGGGCAUAGGCAGGAUGAAUGAGAAUGGACAGUGGCUGCUGGAACUGGGCUGCCACCACGGACACCCCCGUUCUCGACACUGGCACCAGCUCGACCUUGUCCUCACCAGGCAUGCAAACCUAAGAAGUGUUCUUCACACGAGGAGCUUCCACAGCGCAUACUGCAACACAGACCACUCCCUAGUAGGCUGCAAUGUGAGACUGAGAGCCAAGAAAAUACAUUGCUCCAAAACCAAGGGCCUCCCUCGCAUCAACACCUGUUGCUCCAAUGACCCUGAGAGUUCUCGCCACUUCCAAACCACCUUUAGCACGCAGGUUGACACAUCCUCCUUCAGUGCUACUGACAUCGACAGUAGAUGUCACCACCUCCUUCAUGCCAUAUACAUCUCAGCCCUUACUGCGUUCAGGAAGAAGGAUCGUCAAAAUGCAGACUGGUACAAAGCUCACUGGGAUGAAAUGCAGCCAGCCUCUGAGGCCAGGAGUCACUUUUGGCCUACAAGCAAAACUCUUGUAUCAAUACCUGCGAUGCCCUCAGAGUUGCUUGCAGCAAGGCUCAACAGACUACACGCCACUGCACCAACAACUACUGGCAGAACCUGUGCAGCAGGAUCCAGAUGGCUGCCAACAGUGGAAACGCAAGAGGCAUGUACGCUGGCAUCAAAACUGCCACCGGUCACACUCCCAUCAAGACUGCUCUGCUGA